AUGUGUUCAAAAUGCUUUAAAGAACAAGAAGACCGGAAUAAAAAUGCUGUUGUGGAAGAAGUGAAAGUUGAAGAAAAAGAAGAGGAACCUCCCUUAACAACAACAACAACAAUAGUGCAAAAGAACAAAGGACGCUGUUUCUCUUGUCGUGUAAAGAUCCCACUUGCUAAACAGUUGACGAAUAAAUGUAGAUGUGAAUACGUCUUUUGUGACACACAUCGUUAUCCAGACAAGCAUGAUUGUAACUUUGAUCAUGCAAAAAAGGACAAAGAAAUCUUGUUAAAAAACAACCCGAAACUUCAUGAUAAACCGCGCGGUGGUAAUUCCUUCAACCGUCUUGAUAGCAUGUAA
Mucor mucedo is the source of this 351-nucleotide messenger RNA. RefSeq lists its product as uncharacterized. The record is from RefSeq and is a predicted model, not a curated record. The coding region runs from base 1 to 351 and encodes 116 amino acids. Gene Ontology annotation, molecular function: zinc ion binding. NCBI's taxonomy places the organism in Eukaryota, Fungi, Mucoromycota, Mucoromycetes, Mucorales, Mucoraceae. The transcript has 4 exons.